Messenger RNA from Didymodactylos carnosus, 2025 nucleotides. The record is from the annotation of a GenBank genome assembly. NCBI's taxonomy places the organism in Eukaryota, Metazoa, Rotifera, Eurotatoria, Philodinida, Philodinidae.
AUGUCCCGAGACAUUAUUCCUACCGAUAGGGAAGAUAUUUAUUUAAAAAAGACUUAUGCACCAGGAGCCAUACGACAGACAACAGCAAAUGCAAGCGAUCAACGAACAUUAACACCAUAUAUAUCACGAGAUGGUAUAUAUAAACCAUCGAAUAGAUCAUCAUGGGUGGCUGUUGGUGAUAAUCGUCAAAAUUUCUACAAAACACCGAAUAAUCUUGGUUUAGCAUCAUUACUUGGUGUAGGUGGUAUAGGCGUACCAAUACGUCCUAUUCAAUCACAAAAUGUAAUAGUAAAUCGGAUUUCUAACGAAAGAAAUGAAGAUAGACGUCAAUUAAUUGAUACGAAUAAUAUGUUAGCUGAAUAUGUUCAAAAAGUUCGAUUUCUAGAAGCUACUAAUCAGGCUUUACAGCGUCAAAUACAAUUAUUUGGAAAUCAUAGUGGACAAAAUUCUGUAACAAUUAAACAUAUGUUUGAAACAGAAACGCAAAGUGGAAAUAAAACAAUUGAUGAUAUAAAACAAGAUAAAAAACGUUUACAAUCUAAAUUCAAAGAUGCUGAACAAUCAUUAGGAAAAUUUCGUGACCGAUAUAUGCAAUUGUUAGCUACACGAAAUCAGUUAGGAAGAGAAAUAUUUGAUUAUCAUCGAAAAAUUGCUCAAAAUGAUGCAGAAAUUAAUUUAAUUAAACGUCGAAUCGCUGACAUGGAUGAUGAAACGAGAUUUUAUAGUUUAAAAAAUCAACCAUAUGAAUACAAAGAAGAUCAAUUGAGGCAAGAUAUUGAUAAUGAUUUAUUUAGUCGUCAAGUAUUUCAAAUGGAAAAAGAAGUGUUGGCUACUGAAAAAGAAAAUAAUGAAAAUGUUCAUCAAUCACUUAUCGAUGAAAUACGUGCAUCAGUCAGUGUCGAUUUUACACUGAAACCAUCAGAAUAUUUUCGUGACCAAUUAUCGUCUGCUAUACAUCGCUUACGAUUAGAAUUUGAUGAAAAAAAUCAAAAAGUGGAACAGACACUCCAUCGUAGGUACGAGAAAGAAUACAACAAUUAUCUAUUGAUGACACAACGUCCAACACCAGCCGUCACUCCACAACAUCAAAAAACAUUAGAGCAGUUAAACAAACAAAAAUUUGACUGUCAACAACAAAUUGCGGCGAUGAAAGCGAAAACAUUUGAAAUUCGUAAUAGUAUAGAUAAACUGCAACGAAAACUUGACGACGAAAGAUUUAAUUUACAAAAGAAAGAUCACAAUAUAAUUGCACAUCGUGAAGAUUUAGAUCAGCAAUUAUUAAAUAAAGAAAGACUGUUGAAUGAAUUAUCAAGAACUGGUGUUUCAUUAACAGAACAAAUCAAUUAUUACAAGGAUCUGAUGGCAAGGAGCGGUUUGGGAACAAUUGUAAACACUUUCUAUGAGACUGCCCAAUUUAAAGAGAUUGAAGCAAAUAAAAAAAUACUAGUAACUGAUCCAACAACUGAUAAACAAACAACUUACAAAUAUUCCCACAGACUACGAACGGAUAGAAAUGAUAGCAUGACCGGUCAUUAUAUUUCACCAUCAAAUCUAUAUCAACGUCCACCAGCGAUUUCUGAUUCAACAUAUCUAAGAUUAGGUGAUCAAUCACGUAUAAUAAAUGAUGAUAAUCCACGGGUUAGAUUUGCAGACAGAAAUAGUCGCACAAUAACAAUGAAACAAAAUGAAUUAUACCGUAGUCAUUCGGGUAUAGUAGAUGUAGGCAGGACUAAACCGUGGAUGGAUGAUCAUAUGACGACUUUGGGAUCAGAUUAUCACAGGAUGGAAUUACAACAAAGUAUGAGCCCACCGAAACCAGCAAGAAGUAGGCAAGGAGAUUUCUACGAUCCGGACAGAACGCAACAGUCAAGACAUUUUAUAGAAAAUAGUGGCGUGCCAAGACAUUUUAUAGAAAAUAGUGGCGUAUCAAGAUCAAGAAGUACUGAUCAAUUAGUGUCAUCAAAUUCAGGACGCUUUUCAACAAAUGAGAGUAUCUACAAUACUCUAACUCAUGGUGGUUAUUAA